Molecule: messenger RNA, 1368 nt
Organism: Schistosoma rodhaini
Lineage: Eukaryota; Metazoa; Platyhelminthes; Trematoda; Strigeidida; Schistosomatidae
Source: the annotation of a GenBank genome assembly
AUGGUUUUUCAUAUUCGUGAGACUACCAGCUUACUAGUAAAAUAUGGAUGUGAUUCUUUCCUAAAACAUAAUUAUAAUAUUAUUCUGACAAGAAGUGCUUCAUCUCGUCCAUUUAAAAUACCAGAAAUAGAUAUAAAAUCUGAUGAGCUACGUCCAGAACCAUCAAACCAGCCAAUUAUGACAUCAAGAAAACUGCAACCUCCGGUUUACUGUUCCGCUACUUCUCGUGGUUCUCGAUUAACGUGGUUAGAAACAUUGAAACCAGUAGGCGUUUCGAAAUCUUCCAAUUCUCAAAGUUUACUUGGCAUGAUUGAUUUGCAUCCAGAUAUAUUUGCCGUAUUUCCACGUAUUGAUUUAGUGCAUAAAAAUUUAUACUGGCAAGCCCAUUAUCGGUUAAUUGAUUGGCGUUGUAUAACAACACGAGCAGAAUUAUCCUAUGGAACUAGAAAAAAGCCUUGGCCUCAAAAAGGAACUGGGAAAGCUCGACAUGGUAAUCGUCGUACUCAUAUAUGGCUCACUGGAGGACAGUGUAAAGGCCCACGUGGACCAGAGUCUUUUUACUAUCUUCUCCCUUAUAGUGAACGCCUUGCUGGUUUAUUAUCAAUGUUGUCUAUAAAGCAUGCACAGAAUGAUUUACAUAUUGUGGAUGAUUUUAUGCUAUCAAAAACAUUAGAAGAAGAUGCUAAAAAUAUUUUAGCUGAAGCACAAACUGCUUCUCUUAACUUGACUGAUUUGGAAGAUCCACUCUCUGCACUAAAUAAAACACGUCAAUAUCGUUUAACUAAAACAAUGAAUGAAGCAGCGAUAUAUAUUCGUCAAUUAGCAGAUCUACGUUGUUGGGGUCCAUCUAUUUUGUUUGUCGAUGCGCAUUCUCCAGCAAGUCAGUUGGCAGUUCCAUGUCCUGGAGGCGAAAACAUUGAUAAUAAUGAAACAGACAACAUGAACUUUAGUAAUGAUAAUCUAGCAAUUAGUUUGGCAUGCGGUUCCUAUGAAAAUCAUGUGAAGAGCGAAAUUUCACCGGAGUCAUCAGCAUUCAAACUUGAUUCGAUUGCUCCACGAGCUACUCAUCCUGGUAGAGGUUUAACAUUAAUGCCAGUUCAUAGUUUAAAUGUUUGGUCUAUGGUACAUCAUGACACAUUAGUCAUAUCGUUAAAAGCACUAGAAAUGUUGGAAGAGAGACUUAUUGCUGCCCAAACUGUUGUAGUUCGUGACGAGUACAACGAGGCACCGUAUUUGCAUCCUUCAACUCCCGAUUGGUUCACUACUGAAGUGGAUGGACAAGCAGAUGACUAUGUAAAUAAAUCAUUUGAGAACAGACACUUUAGUGAUCUUAUAGGCUCAUCAAAAUGGCGAAGAGAUACUCUUUGA